AUGCAGAUUCGGCGAGCCACUAUGGAUGAUAUGUACCAGAUGCAACACUGCAAUCUGCGGUGUUUGCCUGAGAAUUACAAUCUCCGAUACUAUUUAUAUCACAUCCUCUCAUGGCCACAGUUACUGUACGUGCAGGAAGACUAUAACCGCAACGUUGUUGGGUACGUACUCGCCAAGAUGGAAGACGAGGAAAGACCCGAUAAGAUUCAUGGUCAUAUCACAAGUAUUGCUGUUCUCCGCUCCCAUCGUCGUCUCGGUAUCGCAUCACGUGUGAUGCGGGCUUCCAUGAAGGAGAUGGAAGAAGAAUAUGAUGCCAACUACUGCUCACUUCAUGUACGUAUGACGAAUGACGCGGCUCUUCAUCUAUACCAAGAUACCCUUGGCUUCCGUUGCGCUAACGUGGAAGAGAAGUACUACGUUGAUAAUGAGGACGCAUAUCAUAUGAAGAAGUACUUUAAAGGGACAAAUCCUGGUCUGUAUGUGACUAUGAGCAGACAACUUGUUCGUCAAAAUAAUUCUAAUGGAACUACUGGAAAUACUGCGGGAACAGGUGGAACAUCAUCAUCAACAGCAGCGGCAGCGGCGACAACGGAUGGUGCAAAACAUGUGGACCCUGUAGAUCUAGAGACUUUACAGAAGGAACUACUAGAACUUGAGGAUGAUGGAAAGGUGGGCGGUAAGGCAUCAGGUAAAGGACGGAAACAGCAACCACAACAACAAACACAACAACAACAAGCACAAUCGAAAGGGGGGAAGCGCGGUAAGGGUAAAAAAUAA
Messenger RNA from Trypanosoma theileri, 777 nucleotides. Its product is annotated as putative N-acetyltransferase complex ARD1 subunit. Gene Ontology annotation, cellular component: NatA complex. Gene Ontology annotation, molecular function: protein-N-terminal-glutamate acetyltransferase activity; protein N-terminal-serine acetyltransferase activity. The transcript has a single exon. NCBI's taxonomy places the organism in Eukaryota, Euglenozoa, Kinetoplastea, Trypanosomatida, Trypanosomatidae. Gene Ontology annotation, biological process: N-terminal peptidyl-glutamic acid acetylation. Bases 1 to 777 code for a protein of 258 amino acids. The record is from RefSeq and is a predicted model, not a curated record.